AUGGCCAGGAAGGUGGCACUGCUCCUGUGGGCACAGACCCUCGGCCUCGCUGGUGCCCAGAUGUCCCAGCUCCUCCUGGAGCCCCCUUGGAGGCCACCGGUGCUGUGGGACCAGGUGACACUGACCUGCCAGGGCUCGGGGACCACUGGUGACACCACCUGGUACAAGGACGGGCAGCGCUGGGGGCAGCAGGGAUGCGACCAUGUCACUGUCACCGAGAGUGGCAGCUACACAUGUCACAGACUCGACACUGGGCUCAGCCCCCCCAUGAGAGUCUCAAACGACAAUCUGGUGCUGCAGGUGCCAGCGCGGGCGCUGCUGGAGGGGGACACGGUGACACUGCGCUGCCGGGGCUGGCAGAACAACACUGUCACCUCGGUGUCCUUCUACCGCGACGGGAAGGAACAGGGCGGGCUGCGCGAUGGCACCGAGCUGUCCCUGUACCCUCUGCAGCUGAGCCACAGCGGCCGCUACCGCUGCGAGGGCCGGGUGAGCAAUGUGUCACAUUGGAGCGUGUCGAAGUGGGUGACAGUGACAGUGCACAGGGUCCCGCUCUCAGGGGUGUCCCUGUCAGCGCAGCCCCCUGGGGGACAGGUGGCACUCGGGGACAGCCUGAUGCUGAGCUGUGAGGUGGCCACGGGGACAGGUCCCCGGUCCUUCUCCUGGCACCGGGAGGGCUCAGGGGCACUGCUGGGCACCGGCCCCCGCCUGGAACUGCAGCACGUUGGGGACAAUGACAGCGGCCAGUACCGGUGCCGGGUCAGCGACGGGGACAGCGUGGCCGAGAGUGACCCCCUGAAAGUCACCGUCCUGGUGCCCGUGGCCAAUGCCACCAUCACCCCCAGUCCCCUGGCACACCAGGUGCGCCCAGGUGACAACGUCACCCUGCACUGCUCAGUGCAGGUGGGCUCAGCCCCUGUCACCUUCACCUGGCUGCACAAUGGGCAGGAGGUGGCCUGGGGUCCCCUCCUGGAGCUCAGGGACAUCGAUGUGGGACAUUCGGGCACCUACCAGUGCGUGGCCACCAACCAGCUGGGACAGGACGGGCACCGCGUGUUCCGGGCACUCAGUGCUGAGCUGGCCCUGUUGGGGACCCCUGGCUCACCCUGGGUCACAGCAGUGGCUGUGAAUGUCGGCAGGACCCUCCUGUUCCUGCUCCUGCUCCUGGCUGUCAUCGGGGGCUGUCACUGGUGGCACCGCCGGGGUGGCCACCUGGAAGCUCCAGGACAGGACCCCCCAGAGGAGGGGGCAGUGCUGGACCCCCACGUGUGGGCACCGAGUGGGCAGUGGGAGAAUUCAGAGGGGACAAGGACAGGUCACCCAUGGGUGUCACUACCCACCCACGUCCCCACAACUGGUGUCACUCUCACAGUCCCCACGGGUGUCCCCUGUCCCUGCCCCACCUCGUGAUCCACAGGUGACCAACGUGGAGCUGUCAGGACCCCACGAGGGACAGCGGGCCCCGUGACUACGAUGACGUGCUGUGACACUGGGGACACUGUGGGGCACUGGGGACACUGGAGGGCACUGGGGGCACUGGGGGGUACUGGGGACACUGGGGGUCCCUGCCCCAGGGCACCCCCUGUCUGCCCCCCCUGGGGUUGCCUACGAGUGGGGGGUCCCUUGUGGGGCUGCCCAGAGCUCCUCGUUCCAGUGCUCCCAGUGCUCCCAGUACCCCCAGGGGCUCCUCAUUACCCCCCAGUGCCAGGGGGCACAGGACCCUUGUCCCUGAUAUUGAACCCAAACUGCAGAUUUGUGAUUAAACUGGGAGAAAUGGUUUUUGUUUGUUCAUCUCCGUCUGGUGAGCUCGGGAUUGAGGAGGGUCCUGAUCAGGUUGUUGAGCAGAUCCUUGUGGGAUUUGCGGGAUUUUUGGGGCUCCCUCUGUCCCUUGAGAGUCACCACACGGCACCGCCGCAAACAGCGCCCCCUGCCUGUUCCCAGGGAAACCGCGCCCCCUGUUUCCAUGACAACACACACCCCGUUCUCAUAGCAACAGCAUCCCAUCUCCAUGGCAACCGUACCCCGUUCUUAUAUCAGCAGACCCUUGUCCCCACACCCUAA
Messenger RNA from Haemorhous mexicanus (house finch), 2061 nucleotides. Its product is annotated as Fc receptor-like protein 4. The record is from RefSeq and is a predicted model, not a curated record. Gene Ontology annotation, biological process: cell surface receptor signaling pathway. Lineage: Eukaryota; Metazoa; Chordata; Aves; Passeriformes; Fringillidae. Gene Ontology annotation, molecular function: transmembrane signaling receptor activity.